Molecule: messenger RNA, 356 nt
Organism: Symbiodinium sp. CCMP2456
Lineage: Eukaryota; Dinophyceae; Suessiales; Symbiodiniaceae
Source: the annotation of a GenBank genome assembly
GACGUGCUGUAAAUCCGGAGCUGCUUCUUGCAUCGCUUGCUACCUUCGAACUGGUCAGUUGGUUCUUGAAACAAGAAGAAGCCGACAGGCGAUACCUUCGCCCUGAGCAAGCCGCUGCCAUCUCAAGCCACGGAGACAACUACUUGAAGUACAUCCAGAACCUGUCUCGUUUUGUGUUCAAACACGUGAACGAAGACAUGCUGGUGACUGAACAGUCGGCCCGGUCUUACCACGCUUUUGUUGAUGAAGAUUGUGUAUUGCAGUGGAAGAAAUUGGCGACCAACAUGUCAUCACAUGGGCUGGAGGAGAAACUCCUCCUGCGGUACUUGCUGCGGCUGGGAGCUGUCGAGCGCUGA